Molecule: messenger RNA, 4062 nt
Organism: Bombus impatiens (common eastern bumble bee)
Lineage: Eukaryota; Metazoa; Arthropoda; Insecta; Hymenoptera; Apidae
Product: long-chain-fatty-acid--CoA ligase 1
Exons: 8
Coding region: 1218-3191 (657 amino acids)
Biological process (GO): long-chain fatty acid metabolic process
Cellular component (GO): membrane; endoplasmic reticulum
Molecular function (GO): long-chain fatty acid-CoA ligase activity
Source: RefSeq, a predicted model, not a curated record
CUGCCACUCGACCUCCAGGCUAGUCCGAGAGUUCGAUGGUGCGCUAUGAAUCAUAGCGGUGUGCAAGUCGGUCCAAACAUCAAUUAUAUGACAUGUUCCUUGAGUUAAUUUUCACAAUGGGAUUUUUUGAUUAAUUAGGAAAUUCAAACUAACUAUAUUUAUACUAAGAUCAUUGUUGUGAGAAACAAGAUACCUUAUAUUCCUCUCUAUAUUCAACGUUGAUUUUGGAAAGAUUUCAAAGUACGUAUCGAUUGAAGCGAUAGGCCUCGGAAAGAUAGCUUAGGCAAUAGAUCCACAGCGUGGAAGGAUGGCAUAAUGUUAUCAUCGUAUCGUCGUCAUAAUAACUGUCUAAUUUAUAACUGUUAAAUUUAUUUUUAAAAGCAAACACUUGGAAAUCACCAACAUCAUCUCCAAGAACGUCUGUACGUCCCAUCCCGAUCUUUCAGGGUGCUCUCGGGCGAUCAAUAAUAUUUGAAGUAGUAUGUUACCUUUGAUACACCUUUGAUAAAAAUUCGAUCGAUUUUCGAUCGUUAUAUUUAGUCUCUAUAAAUCGUAAUUCAAUUCGGUUCGUCGUAAAUCAAUCUUAGCCACUGCAGAGCGCCGCAAGCAUCAACGAAAGCGACUCGUCGGAAAACGCAGAUGCAGGAAGAUCAAGCCACACUUAACGUCUAACGUUUGAUCGAUAUUGACUCUUCUUAAAUCGCUUGCAUCGACUGGAACGCUUACAUUAAUCAGUGGUGGUUGAAAAAGCGGCUGUCGUCGUUCACGGAAGAAUCUUUAACGAGCGCUUUCAGCCAGCUCGUUCGACGUUAAAGUCCGAUGGGUUGAUCGAUUUUUUCGCUGGCGAUCAUCCAACAAGUUCGGUGGCUGUUGAGGACGACGCUCGCUCCACCAGCGGUCCACUAUAUUUAAAUAUAGUCGAAGAUCGUCGUAGAGAGAUGAGCAGCUAGUCUUAUGUGCGAGCUACUGAUAGCAGCCGCUCCUCUCGGUGGAGCAGCAGCAGCAGUAGCACUUCUGACAAGCAAAGUGAUUGAGAGGUGAGCUCCGACAUUGAAGAGGUGGUGUCGAUCCCGUGGCCUGUACGGGCCCUCGUCUCGUUUCAAGUGACCGUGCGUAUCCCGGGCAAGAUCUUCAGCUGAAAAGGAGCAGGACGUCGGCCCGUGGCCGCUCGUGCAGCGCGCUUUCUCUGUGCAGCGUUCAUCGAUCGUCUCGAGAUUAUGACGUCCAGUUGUUUCUCCCCUCCGCCUCUUCGACCACCGAUCGACAUCAGCGAUCAGUCCGACACAGUCAAGGGUACUGACCUGAUCAAAGUGUCGAGGUUUUAUAAGGACAGCAAGGAGGGAAAGUUCGUGAGCUUCUUGUACGAGGAUACAAGGACUCUGUACGAUGGUUUCCGCAAAGGCGCCAAGGAGUCCAACAACGGACCCUGUCUUGGCUGGCGGGAUGGACCAAACAAACCGUACCAGUGGCUACAUUACAACGAGACCCUGCUCAGGGCGAAGAAUUUCGGUUCUGGCUUAGUGUCUUUGGGGCUGAUGCCAGGAUCGCACGCACUCGUGGGUCUCUACAGUCAGAACUGUCCGGAAUGGAUCCUCGCCGAGCAGGCUUGCUACACGUACUCGUUGGCAGUAGUGCCUUUGUACGACACACUGGGCCCUGAUGCCUGUGCCUUUAUCAUUAACCAGGCUGAGAUCAAUUUAGUCGUCUGCGAGAACGACAGCAAGUGCAAUUUGCUGCUCGACAAGGCGCCGAGAUGUCUAAGGAAAAUGGUGGUGAUAAAAGAGACGAGACAAGCGACGAACCAGAGGGCGAAGAACCGCGGCGUCGAGUUGUUCAAGUUCGAGGAAGUAGAACGUAUCGGUGCCCAAAAAAAUCAUCCGGAAGUUCCGCCCAAGACGACGGAUCUGUGCACCAUAUGCUAUACGUCCGGGACCACGGGCAAUCCGAAAGGCGUGAUGUUGACGCAUCAGAACGUGAUGGCGAGUAUAAGCGCGGUUUUGAUACAAUUAGGCGAGCACAGGCCCUCGUACAAGGAUACGAUGAUCAGCUUUUUGCCCCUGGCGCACAUGUUGGAACGAUGCUGCGAGAACGGCAUGUACAUGGUGGGCGCGUCCGUGGGCUUCUACAGCGGUGACAUCAAAAGGUUGCCCGAUGAUAUGAAAGCCUUGAGGCCUACCGUGAUGCCAGCGGUGCCGAGACUGUUGAAUCGAAUGUACGACAAGGUCCAAACUGAACUUCAGAGUUCGUGCUUGAAGAGGCUGGUAUUUAGCCUGGGUAUGCGGGCGAAGGAGGCAGAGAUCAAGAAAGGGAUCAUCAGGAACAACAGCGUGUGGGACAAGCUGGCCUUCGCGAAGAUCAAGGAAUCGACAGGAGGCAGGUUGAGGCUGAUGGUCGUUGGAUCUGCUCCAUUAGCGGGCAACGUUCUCACCUUCACCAGAUGCGCUCUCGGCUGUAUAGUCGUCGAGGGAUAUGGUCAGACCGAGUGCGGUGCACCGAUCACUCUUACCGUCCAGGGCGAUCAUGUACCAGAACAUGUAGGUCCACCAGUCCCUUGUUGCUGCAUUAAAUUGGUGGACGUUCCGGAAAUGGAAUACUUUGCGAAGAAGAAUCAAGGCGAAGUGUGCGUAAAAGGCACCAACGUUUUCGUAGGGUACUUCAAGGAUCCCGAAAGAACCGCUCAAGUUAUCGAUGAAUUCGGCUGGCAUCAUACCGGUGACGUUGGCAUGUGGUUACCUAACGGAACACUUAAAAUAAUCGAUCGAAGGAAACACACCUUCAAGCUUUCGCAAGGAGAGUACAUAGUUCCAGAGAAAAUCGAGAAUAUUUAUUUACGCAGUCAAUAUGUUCAUCAAGUGUUCCUCCAUGGGGAAUCCCUAAAAUCUUGCGUUGUAGGAAUAGUAAUACCACACGUAGAUGUUGUAAAAUGUUGGGCGGUAGAGAACGGUAUACCAGGUACACUCAGCGUAUUAUGUGCUAAUCCGCAAGUCAAACAGUUGAUCAUGGACGACAUGCUUUCGUGGGGAAAAGAAGCCGGUCUCAAAUCUUUCGAACAGGUGAAAGAUAUUUAUUUACAUCCGGAUCCGUUCUCCGUACAAAAUGGCCUUCUUACACCAACAUUGAAAAUGAAACGACCUCAGUUGAAAGACUACUUCAAACCGCAGAUAGAAGAUCUCUAUCGACAUUUGGACUGAUUAGACUGAGCAUUGUCUUUGAUUCUGUUUUCUUUAGCAUCGAGAACAGCAACGCGAAAAAUCGAGACACGUUUGCGUCGCAUUCAUAGAGAAAUCACUUCCGCCAUCGAAUAUUUGUUACCCCGCGAUACUUUAUUAUAUCAUUUUCUUCACAAUUACAUAGAGGCGCAAAAAAAAAGCAGAAGAAAAGCACCGUUUAGGCUAUUUAGAUAAUCGAUAACAUUAUAAUAAAAUGUGUUAUUAUUAGGUGCGUCUCGUUUUCUCUUGACUAUAGUCAUCCUUCGAUAUUUGUCGCGUGUAUUUACAGAUUUCUUCGUCUCCCUAUUCCUGUAUUUUGAUACAAAUUAUUACCGCCUUUAUGACACACUUAACGGUACAUUAUAGAUGUAUAUUUUUAUCGAUAACAAUAGUCAAAUGAAUUCUGAAUUAUGAUCUAGUACAAAGUAGGAUAUUUAAAAACAAAUAAUCAUUUAUUACCGUAAAAUGCAAUCGGGUAUAUGUGCAAUGUGUAAAACGAACUUGAGAUUAAUGUAAUAAAUAGAUUGCAAAACCGGACAACUUAAAAACGUACUACAAGAUGAUUCUAAAUACAUGGGAACAUUUUAAUAAAUUCCGUUUCUGUGAACAAUGUUCACAUAUGGCGCUGGACAGAUUAACUUUUUAUAAUUAUUAAUAAUACAUUAGAACUUUUCUCUCACUGUUUGACGUAAUUCUGUCAUAUUUAAGCGUUUCUUCUUGUGUGGUAACAUUAAAUAUAUAUUGAAUCCAUACGGAACUGUGAUUAACAUUAGUGAGCAUAGAAGGCUUAAAUCAUAAUGAUACUAAAUGCUCCAAAUGAGUGAAAACAUCAAUGAAAGGAUGAUAUAUAACA